Messenger RNA from Phragmites australis (common reed), 1021 nucleotides. RefSeq names its product zinc finger AN1 domain-containing stress-associated protein 17-like. Lineage: Eukaryota; Viridiplantae; Streptophyta; Magnoliopsida; Poales; Poaceae. The transcript has a single exon. Bases 283 to 825 code for a protein of 180 amino acids. Gene Ontology annotation, cellular component: cytoplasm. Gene Ontology annotation, molecular function: zinc ion binding. The record is from RefSeq and is a predicted model, not a curated record.
GCGCCUCCAGACCAGAGUCACGAGACCCGACCAAAAUCACGAACGAGAACGCCAUAUGCCAACGCGACGCGCGCCACCUCGGAAACCCGCCUUCCUUCCUUCUUGCACCGUAAGAAAGAAAGGGAACCCCAAACCGCGUCGUCGAUCGGCAACGGCACCGCCCCUAGCCCAACCUAUAUCUUCACCACCACCUCGUCGUCGAUCGCUUCAUCGAUCACACAACCCAAUUCGGACGCAACAAGAAGCCAAAGGAUCCACAGGAACGACCAGAUCGAGGCGGCGAUGGCGCGGCGGGGCACCGAGGCGUUCCCGGACCUGGGCGCGCACUGCGACAGGCAGGACUGCAACCAGCUCGACUUCCUGCCAUUCCCCUGCGACGGCUGCGGCAAGGUCUUCUGCACGGAGCAUCGGACGUACCGGGACCACGGCUGCGCUAAGGCCGCCGACCAGGGCCGCACCGUCGUCGUCUGCGAAGCCUGCGGCGACGCCAUCGAGCGGCUGCCGGGGCAGGACGACAAAGGCAUCCUGGAGGCCCACGCGCGGUCGCGCCGCUGCGACCCGGCCAGGAAGCGCAAGCUGCGGUGCCCCGCGCGGCGGUGCAAGGAGGCGCUCACGUUCUCCAACACCACCCAGUGCAAGGGGUGCGGCCAGAAGGUGUGCCUGAAGCAUCGGUUCCCCGCGGACCACGACUGCGCUGGAGCGGGCAGCCAAGCCGCGUCGACGGCGGCCGCGAGGAGGGCAAGGGAGUGCGGCCGCGACGCGCAGAAGAAACAGGGCGGCGGGUGGGCGCUGCCGGUGUUCGUCAGGAACCUGAAGAUAUUCUGAAGCUUCGAUUCACAGCUGUGGCGUAUCGGCAUAUCGCAACCAGGCUUCCGGCGUGAAAAAAGAUUUGUUCGUGAGUCGGGACGCAGAAAUUUCAUAGAAAAUCGAUUGUUUCUCACAAUAUUGGGAAAAAACUUGUGUUGGAGUCAAUCUUUUAAGUGACAAAUCAUACAUUUAUUUAUUGUUUUCUUUUGGGUAA